This is a messenger RNA of Gigantopelta aegis, 2023 nucleotides long. Its product is annotated as ADP-ribosylation factor-like protein 6-interacting protein 4. The record is from RefSeq and is a predicted model, not a curated record. The coding region runs from base 129 to 668 and encodes 179 amino acids. The transcript is spliced from 10 exons. NCBI's taxonomy places the organism in Eukaryota, Metazoa, Mollusca, Gastropoda, Neomphalida, Peltospiridae.
AGUAACUCUAGUCCAUUGAAAGAAAAACCUGGUAAAAAUUGAAAUUAUAAAGCAGUACAGAAAAUUUAAAUAUGUGAUCAUUAUCAAAAGUGAAGGAUCUGAAAGAUAACAAAUAGAACGGACAAAGAAUGGAGAAGAAAAAGCAACAUGUUGGUGUAGACAAGGAUAAAAAAUCCAAGAUACAUGUAACUCCUAGCUCCUCAGACCUUGGAGCAGAAUCUUCAGAUUCAGGUCAAGGACGUCCAGAAAGAGCAAAACGCAAAACAGAAAAUAGCUGUUCCUCAUCAUCAGAUGAAUGCAAGAAGCGAAAACGCAGUCCCAGCUCAUCGGACGAGGGUGCCUCAUCUUCAGGAGAUUCUAACAGUGGUAGAAGAAGAAAGGUGAAACGGCGAGCAGAAAGAAGCAGUUCGUCCUCAUCAGAUGAUGAAAGACAUAGCAAGCACAAGAGACAGAAAAAACUAAGAAAGCACAAACAUAAGAAGAAGAAGAAAACAAAGAGCAAGGGACCUGUGCAGCUUUCCAAGUACUUCAAGGAAAGAGAGAGCAAGGGGUCUGUGAGUGCAAUAUCUGGCAGGAAAAUAAAGAUGAAAAUUAAGAAAACUAAACAGGACAAACAGAGAGACAAAACUCGUGAAAAAAUACUGGACUUCCUGAAUGCGACAUUGUAAAUUUAGAAAGAAUUGUGGACAUAGUGCCAUCGUGACUAAAACAGUUAUGUGAAUGAACUGUUAUUAAUAGACAUCAGACCAAUGGUAUCAUAUAUUAAUAAAAACAUACAUAUAUAGAUACAUGUAGAUAGGCCUUCUUUAAAAUAUUUAUGUAGAGUGGGACAUUGGAUUUUGUUGACAUAUAAAAAUAUUUUAUGUCUCAAUUGAAGAAGGAAAAACAAUUAUCCUUUUUUAUUUAGUUUUUUGCUUGAUUUUUAUGUAUAAUUUUUAAUUUUACAUUUAUUUUCAUGCUUUUAACCACUUUUGAUUCAAACAUGUUAUGGACAGGACACACACUGCAGCCAUUUGAGUUGUAUCUUGGAUAUUGUUAAUGGUUUGUUAUUAAUGGCCAGUUAAAUAUCUGUAGAAAUAUAUUAUUCAACUUUCAAUAGGGAUAUUUGGAAAAAUAUAUUGCAAGUAUUGCAAUUGUAUUUAUUGUGUUCAGUGGGUAGUUGUAGUCAUGAAUGCAUUACUAUGUUGAUGUAUGGAACAUGUAAACUGAAGAGUCUCUUUUAUCAAAUUUUACACAGAUUUAAGAAGUGCACAAAUAGUUUUUUUAUGACAUAUGUUUGGUAUACCCCUAGUGAAAGUUGAGUAGUAUUACAUUACGCAGACUUGUUUAUUGAAAACAUUUUGUCGUUGUUUUUGCUUAGAAUGUAAACAUUGUUUUCUGUGUUAACUGAUUUAUCAAACGGCAUGGUAUGAGUUGCCCUGAUGUUGGGAAGGUUAAAAUAGUAGAUUUUUUUUUGCUGCUGAUCAGAAAUAUAAUUUUCUUCUCUAGCACUAGACCAAGUGUCACACUUACAAUAUGUGACUGUGUCUGUAAAAACAAUGUUCAGAUGUGGUAUUCAUAGAAAACAUCAUUCAAAAUGAUGUCAUGUGAAAUUUCAGUGUGACACACGUUUCUUGGAAACAUUAUCAAUAUGUAAGCAUUUAAUGCAGUACAUCAAAAGCAAAGCAUGUUUUUGUUAGUUGUCAUCUAUUGUAUUUUCAUAAUGAAUUCUAGGACUUUAUAGGAUUUUACCUGCCCAAAAUACUAUCAUAGAAUAGUCGUCAUAUCUUUGAGACGAAAUUGUGGACAUUGUACCUUUGUAUUGGCUACAUGUACAUAAAAAAAUAAUAAUAAUUAUAAUUUUGGUACCCUUUUUUUUACAGGUACAAUCAAAUAUACGUUACGUCAACUAAUAACUAUUAACUGAACCAUGGGCAUUUCUUCCAUACCAAUAUCUUUUUUUUUCUUCACAGAAUGGACGGUCACUUCAUUAAUAAUUUGUUAUUAGUUCAUUUUGUAUGAAUUAAAAUGUUUAUUAAUGUUA